UCAGUUGGAUUUCCAGUUUCCAGUUCUAAUAUUGAUGGUCUUGAAAGUGCAUUUGGAUCCAAGACAUUUUCUAUCACUGAACAAAUCAAGGGCCUUCUCUCCUCUGUCAGAGCAAUAUCAUAUGACCUCAUUUCUCCAAAUUAAAUGAAAAAAGAAUUCUCUCUAGCUUUCCAUGAAGCUCAGCUAUUGCCUGUUAAUUUUGACUGUUAGUGCUGAUCUUUCAAUUGGAUUUACACUGGAAAAUGUAGCUUUUAACAGGACAGUUGCUUUUGGGUCUUUCAAUGCAUCGCUUCAUAGUGUGUCUCAAGCUUUAGUAAGUUCUCCAGCACACCAUGAUAUCAUAGCCAAAGAGGGGACCAGUAUUUUAAUUGAAUGUAAACUGAACAUCACCCAGUAUGAAUAUAUUCUUUGGUAUAACUCCAGAGGACGCCUGCUUGAACAGAAAGAUAAAGGUGGCCGGUGGAGGAUUGCUGAUAAUUCCCUUAACAUCACGAGGGUCAGCUUUGCAGACCGCGGACGAUACACCUGUGCAGCUGUUAACCAUAAUGACACCUUGUACUACACAGUCACCCUGAGGGUUAUCUUCACCUCAGGAGACAUGAGUAUCUACUACAUGAUUGUGUGCCUCGUUGCCUUUGCCAUCACCCUCAUUUUAAACAUAACACGUCUGUGCAUGAUGAGCAGUCACCUCCGCAAAACAGAGAAGGCUAUCAAUGAGUUCUUCCGGACGGAGGGGGCUGAGAAGCUUCAGAAGGCUUUUGAGAUAGCCAAGCGCAUCCCUAUCAUUACGUCUGCCAAAACACUAGAGCUGGCCAAAGUCACGCAGUUUAAGACCAUGGAGUUUGCUCGGUACAUCGAAGAGCUUGCCAGAAGCAUUCCCCUUCCACCUCUGAUCCUGAACUGCAGGGCGUUCAUGGAGGAGAUCUUUGAGGCUGUGCGAGUUGACGAUCCCGAUGAAGUUGGUGAGGAGGAAAAACAGACCCAGGCCUGCGGCGCCCAAGCUGCCAUAUACCCUGUCAACCCAGAGAUGAAGCGCAGCGAUUCGCCGGCCGGGGAUUCGGAUGACGGGUCCAUGAAUGAGCAAGGCCAGGAGAUAGCCGUUCAGGUGUCCGUUCACCCGCAGUCAGAGGUGCAGAGCAUUGACACCGUUUCUCACGACAGCUGCCAGUUUGUGCCUUCCGAGGAGGGCGCCUGCUGA
Molecule: messenger RNA, 1198 nt
Organism: Eurypyga helias (sunbittern)
Lineage: Eukaryota; Metazoa; Chordata; Aves; Eurypygiformes; Eurypygidae
Gene: MFAP3
Product: microfibrillar-associated protein 3
Exons: 2
Coding region: 173-1198 (341 amino acids)
Source: RefSeq, a predicted model, not a curated record